AUGGCUGUUGCCCUAGUAUUAAUGGUGAUACUGCCUGGACCUCCUCAAGCCGAGGCAGCUCGCGCUUUCUUUGUGUUUGGAGACUCACUUGUGGACAAUGGCAACAACAACUACUUGGCCACCACUGCACGUGCCGAUUCUCCUCCCUACGGAAUUGAUUUCCCGACCCACCGCCCCACCGGCCACUUCUCCAACGGUUUGAACCUCCCUGACCUGGUCAGUGAACAAAUGGGAUCAGAGCUACUCUUGCCAUACUUAAGCAGUGAGCUUACCGGACAAAAGCUGCUUACUGGUGCCAACUUUGCUUCUGCUGGAAUUGGAAUCCUCAAUGAUACUGGGGUUCAAUUUGUCAACAUAAUAAGGAUCUUCAAGCAGUUUGAGCUGUUCCAGCAAUACCAACAACGAGUGAGUGCCCUAAUCGGAGGAGCUCAAGCCAAGAGGCUAGUAAACGAUGCUCUUGUCCUUGUAACUCUUGGCGGCAAUGACUUCGUUAACAACUAUUUUUUGGUACCCUUCUCUGCAAGAUCCCGCCAGUACUCUAUUUCUCAGUACUCCCAGUACCUCAUCUCCGAGUACCGCAAAAUUCUUCUGAGGCUAUAUGAAUUAGGAGGGAGAAGGGUGUUGGUGACUGGUACAGGUCCAUUGGGCUGUGUUCCGGCCGCGAUGGCGCAGAGGAGUAGGAAUGGUGAAUGUGCACCAGAGCUGCAAAGGGCAGCAGCCAUCUUCAAUCCCUUGCUUGUACAGAUGGUUCAGGGACUCAACGCACAGCUUGGUACUGAAGCUUUUGUUGCUGCAAAUGCUCAUGCAAGUAUGGACUUCCUCAGCAACCCCCGGAAAUAUGGCUUUGUUACAUCAAGGGUGGUAUGUUGCGGGCAAGGACCGUACAAUGGGGUGGGACUGUGUACCCCGUUGUCGAAUCUGUGCUCUAACCGUGAUGUCUAUGCAUUUUGGGAUCCUUUCCAUCCAUCCGAAAGGGCGAACCGGCUGAUUGUGCAGACAAUGAUGACCGGAUCUAGCAAGUACAUGAACCCUAUGAACCUGAGCACCAUCAUGGCCAUGGACUCCAGGAACUAG
Messenger RNA from Fragaria vesca subsp. vesca, 1074 nucleotides. Its product is annotated as GDSL esterase/lipase At4g28780-like. NCBI's taxonomy places the organism in Eukaryota, Viridiplantae, Streptophyta, Magnoliopsida, Rosales, Rosaceae. Bases 1 to 1074 code for a protein of 357 amino acids. The transcript has 5 exons. The record is from RefSeq and is a predicted model, not a curated record. Gene Ontology annotation, molecular function: hydrolase activity, acting on ester bonds.